Schistosoma mattheei is the source of this 6966-nucleotide messenger RNA. Lineage: Eukaryota; Metazoa; Platyhelminthes; Trematoda; Strigeidida; Schistosomatidae. The record is from the annotation of a GenBank genome assembly.
AUGCUGUAUGGUAUUUCAAGGAAAUUGGUCUUAGUGUUUUUUGUUUUUACGGAAUUUGUUGUACAUGUCUUAAAUCUAACGGUUAGUCAUAAUGCAUCGAUCCCGACUACAACUGAAUCAAAGAAUUUGCGUGUGCUCUACCGUUUUUACAAGCCUGAUAAUCUUGAUUUUGUGUAUGUCGCAAGUGUGAAUUCAAUUAGACAAUUUAGUGUUGAUAAACUACAGCUUGUUGCAGAACGUAUUACUGGUCCACAUAACUUCUCCAUCUAUUGUCUAUCGAAUGGUGAUAGCUGUGAAAAGUGUAUGCAUAUAGAUCGGUCAUCGUUUUCCUUUGGUUAUGGUGCUGAUUUCUGUCUCCCCCAUCCAACUAACAACUAUGUCAAAGCAUGGGGUACUUCAGGUUUUCCAGGCCCCGAAAUACAUAGUUUCAACUACUCUGAGUGGGAUCAUGAAUCUCAUUUCGUAAAUGAUGACAGAAUAACCUUCGAAGAUGGCUUAUAUGUAUGCAAUACUGUCUUUCAUGGAUACUGUGAAAGGCUAAGUUUGAUAAAUGUCAGUCAAGAAUCCCCAUGGUCAAUCGGUACAAGAAAUCCACUGAUAGACAAGAAAAGUAAAAACCCACAAGAAAUACCAGUUGUUGGAUCUCUUCCCUAUACACAUUCUGUUCUAGUUGUUGGUUCAGAAUAUAUUUAUGUGGGCACAGAGCCUGAUGGACUCCAAGAACACACGCUCAUUACAUUUGAUCCACUGACUGUGCGACUAAAAAACUUUCACUUAUGUAGUACUCAACCUAGCUUUGAAAGCAGAGCGCAGUUGUCAACAAAUCCGAGCUUACGAAUACAAUACAAAUCUGCUUUCCGAUACAGAUCAAUGCCAACAAAUUUGGAGUUCCAAGAUCAACUGUUUAGACCUGCUUAUGUAUAUUUCGUUCUUCAGCAGCCUGAAAGUUCACCUUUUUUCCGGUGGCAAUCACGAAUAGCUCGAGUGUGUGACGGAGAUAAGUUUAUUUCCUCUUACGUUGAACUGAAUAUAGCAUGUUUUGAGUGUAUAUUUGAAGGUGAUGAAAAAAUGUUUAACGCAUUACAUUUCUCUUCACGUGGUACUGUUGGGAAGCAGUUAGCUAGAGAAUUAUUAGAAAACUUUCAGUCCCAGUAUGAUGAUAAUUUGUAUUCUAAAAUUGAUAUAACUACUAAUGAUCAUUCUGAAGUUCUUAUUGUAGCGUUUGCUUCACAACCUAUUGACCCUUUAUAUUACUGGUCUACACGCAAUGUUAGUCCAGAUAUUGAUUUGCCGAAUGUUCAAUACAAUCCUGAUUCAUCAUAUCGACAUGGAUCAAUUUUGUUGCCUGGUUCUGCUAUCUCCUUAUUUUCUAUGACACAGAUUAAUGCCAAAUUUGAUCGUGUCGUUAUGAAUUGUUUGGACGGCAUUGGAAUGCAUGGACCGUCACAUUUUCUACAUUCUGGAAGUAGCGGAAAUUCUAGAUGUGUUAAAGAUGAUUAUUCUAGGAAUUUGAUCCGUGAUUGUCCUAGUAGUCGUCAACUCAAUCAAUUUAUUACAGGGAAUGAUCCAGACGAUGAUAUAUAUUCUCCAGCAUUGUUGUACUUCAAAUCUAAUGUUACCGGUAUGGCAAUAACCGCUGUAUCACAGGAAUUCACAGUUGCAAUAUUUACAACAGAUGAUGGCUAUCUAUACAAGUAUGAGCUUCUUGGUCUUCGCAAAGUACAUCUUUUAGGAUCUUUACAACUGGUUACAAAUGGCCAACCAAUAACAAGCCUAGCAUUGGACCACACUGGGACAAUAGCUUUUGCGACAUCAUUUCAAAAGGUUUUUCGCAUUGAGUUAUUCAACUGUUCAGCGUACUUAACAUGUCAGUCAUGUUUAAAGGCUCGUGAUCCUUAUUGUGGUUGGUGUAUAGCAGAAGGUCGUUGUUUACUGUUUCACCAAUGUCCUUUAGUAAUGUCUCGUGUAAAAAUACUUAAUGAUCUCAAAAAGAAACGAUCUCCAAACAGGUAUGCUGGUAGCGAAUAUUCCGCAUUGGAUCGAGUUUAUUGGUUACACUAUAAUACCUCUACCAAUAAAUGCCCAGUAAUUAGACAAGUUAGUCCGCCUGGUAUGCAAAUAAGUAUAACCCCAACGGUUACUUAUGCAAAGGAGAACAGUCAGUAUUAUCAGCAAAAUAUAAUUCUGAGCUUGGAUUCAUUUCUUUCACAGAACCUCCCUAAUUCUGACUUUCCAGAAGAAUCUCUUUCCAGAAAUCAACCUCAUCAAAUAAAUUCCUUUGACGAUUUCGGGAAUUCCCAUCAUCCAUCAUUGGAUAAAAGUAGUAUUGCUACGAGCUCACAGUUGUUUUGCAGUUUUCGAGAAGCACCAACAUCAGUUCUUCAAAUGGAAUCCUUGAUCUCUGGAACUAUUUCUAAUUUUGAUUUAAAUAAAAUUUUGUUGAAUGUUACACGUACACCACUUCUCACUAGAACUGUUGCCAAGUUGUUUUACUCGUCUGGAAAACCUAUAGAAGCGCACUGCUUGUCUCCAGCCACAACAUCACGAUUACCUCAACUUGAGGAUGAUAAAGCUUCUCUACCUUUGUUAUUAUGGUUAGAAAAAGUAAGAACAACUGAUGUAGAUCCUGAUAAUGUUGGUGCACUUGCACCUGCUUUAUUUGCUAUUUAUAAUUGUUCUCAACUUAAAGAUUGUCAGUCUUGUACACGAAGUCGUUUUGUAUGCGCUUGGUGUUUAUUUGAAGAUCAAUGUGUUCCCGUUUUUCCAACAUUAUCACCAGAUGGACAAAUAACAAAUAGUGUGUGUAAAGAUUCUUCUCAUCUUUACUCUAAAUCUUAUGAACAAAUUAAUCCUCCAUUUGGUAUUAUUCCUCCUGGUCAUGCUGACGACUGUCCAAGUUUCAAGGGGUCUCCCCAAAGAAUCACAUUGACUAGUGGUUCAUCGCUUACUGUUAACUUCUAUGUUUCGAAUGUUCAGAAACAACAAAUUGUUGGAUUUAGUUGCUCAGAAAACUGUACAAAUCAACACGUUCGUGCUUCAUUUAACCCAUCUAAUUCAACCGUGUUCUGUCAUAUAGAAGUGAUGAAUCUGACCGAACACUUAAGUACUCGUCUGCUAAGUAACAAUGAUAUCCAACGAUCACAUGAUACAGCUGUAAUUUGUGGCUUAGAUCUUUAUUGGCACGGAUUGAACAGUCGUGAUGCAAAAGGCCAUCGUAUGGUUAACGAAGAUCAAGUUCAAGUGGAGGUUUAUGCAUGUGAAUGGUUGGCCGAAUACUGUGAUGAAUGUUUAGAUCUUCCUCCCCGAUUUGGUUGUGUCUGGUGUGUUUAUGCUCAGGAAAAUAUCCAUAUUAAUGACUACGAGAAUAAAAACAUACUAAAUGAAGGCAAAUGUCGUACUCAGAAUUCAUGCGUUACACGUAAAUAUUUCAAUGGUUCUACAGCUGUACGUCAGCAUUCUUUUCGUCCGGGCGAUGUAUGCCCAGAUCCUGAAAUCCUAACUCUUUCCCCAACUAAUGCCACUUUGACAGGACAACCGAUACUUACUAUUACUGGUAGAAAUCUGGGUCGUAGUGUAUCUGAUAUAGUGGAUGUCUUUUUGGAUCUUCAAUCGAAAAUCCAAUGUAUUGUUUUACCGGAAACAUAUCAACGUUCACAUAAAUUUAUGUGCAAGCUUGUUACAGCACCUCAUUUAUCACUUCCUGUUUCUGGCAAAUUAAAGGUUGUGAUAAGCAAUAAACGAUAUGAAGCAUUUUCACCUGUUUUUCACUUCGCUGUUCCUCAUUUAAUACAUGCCACACCUCACCGUGGACCUAAAGCAGGUGGAACACGAUUAUAUUUAUCGGGUACUAACCUAAACAUUGGGAGGCAACGCGCUGUUUAUUUAUAUCUCCCAACAGUCAGUGGGACAAUUGAUGAAUCUUAUCAAGAUAGGUUUUCAGAAUCUGAUGUUCAUGUGAAAUGUGAAAUUGAACAAGAAUCUGAAACAUUAAUUGUUUGUUUAACUACUCCAUUACUUAAAGAAACAAUGAAUACAUUCAACGACAAAGCGUCUUGGUUGGAGGUGGAACUACCGUACGAGUUCUUGGAUCUUUUUUUAUUUGUAGUUCAAGACCCUAGAUUAGUCUUUUAUUUCAAUGGUUCCGAGUAUAGCAUGAGUUGCCUUGUUUCUUCAAAUGGACAAUUAGAUUGUUUCAGUCCUUCUCUUGGGAUGUUUCAAGAUACUCAUUUGGUCAAGGAUAUGAAUGAUAAAAACAUAUAUACGAGUGAAAAACUUGAUAAUCUCUCUAGUACUAGUGUUUGGACAAAUAGAAAACAAUAUAUUACAUCUCGUUUGCCGAUUUCUCAACCACUGGUGUUGUCUCAAUUGAAAUCAAACCGCGAGUUUUAUAAUUCUGCCUUUUCAUCUAAUCCACCUAAUUGGCCAAUUGAUGUACCAUAUGGUUUUAUUAUGGAUGGUGUACAUCAACUUCGCAUAUUUGGUUUCAUUAAAGUGUAUCAAGAUCCUAUUGUAAUUCCAUUUCCUGAUGGUAUUCGUGUGGAAAAUCUUGAUGAUUAUCUAACAGAUGAUUUAAUAAACGAUCAGCAUAUUGAACUUAAUACUUAUCAACGUCAAAUAUCUAACCAAUCAUUGGAACUUUCAUCUCAAUCAAUUUCAUUGACAAAUACCCAUACAUUAUUCAAUCACAUAGAUUAUUCAAAUGUUAGACAAUUAAUUCGAAUUCAUGGCCAUUUUGAUGCUCUUAUCAAUGCUCCAGAACUAGCUAAAUCUGAUGAAUUAGUUGUAAGAAUAGGCGAUUCAUUAAUUUGUGAAGUGAAUUCCAUUAUAUUGACAGAAAUACGUUGUGAUUUAGAUAGAAAAAUGAUUCAUAAACAUCAAGAUUAUCCUGUUGAAGUUCAAUUUGGACGUUUUCUUAUUUAUCGUCCUGGUUCUGUUCGUUUUGUUGCUUUACGUCAAGCAGCGUUACGCAGUCAAAUUAUCAUGAUAUUUAUUGGUCUUCUUCUAAUUUUAAUUUUUGUUUGUCUGAUUGGAUUUAUAAUUUGGCGACGUUUUAUGCAACAUCAAAGAAAUUAUCAAGCUAAACUUGAUGAAAAAUACGCUGAACAUGAAAAUCGUGUUGUUCGUAUAUUUAAAGAAGAUUUCAUGGAAUUACAGACAAGUAUGCAAGAAUUUUCUCAAGAAGUGAAAAAGCAUAAUCUCCCUUAUCGAGAUUAUAAAACAUUCUGCCUGUUUUCGUUAUUUCCUGAAUAUCAUUGUGAAUUAAUGAAUCCAAUCGAUCCACAUUUAUCGGCUCCAUUAUUAAUUAAAACUGAUAUAACAAUUGAACCACUGAAUAGUGCAAUUGUCCCACGUCAUCCAUUGUUGUCACCUUUAACAGUGCAUGUUCGAGCGCAUGAUGAUGCAACCAAAGGAAUCUCGUUAUUUCACGCACUCUUGUGCAAUCGUCACUUUUUAUACCUUUUAAUUCAUUUGAUUGAAGAAGAUAAACAUAUAAUGGCUAAAGAUAAAUCUCGUAUUGCUUCUCUACUCUGUGCAGCUUUACAACCGAAAAUGGAUUAUUUGACAAGUGUUAUGUUUGAUUUAAUGACCGAUCUUUUGUACCAACUUCGUCUUCAAGGAGAUGCUCGUUUAACUACUGCUUUUCGACGAGCUGAAACAAUUGUCGAUAAAAUCCUAUCUAACUGGUUAACAUUCCUAUUGUAUAAGUUUAUUAAAAAUAGCGUCGGUGAAAAUUUAUUUUAUUUUUACCGAGCUCUUCUACAACAAAUAAAUAUGGGUCCACGUGAUGCUAUAACUGGGAAAGCUAGAUAUACAUUAGACAGUUCUUCAUUACUUCAAACAGAAAUGACUGGAAAGCAGAUUACACUCUGUGUUGAAGAUCCUCAGCAAUUAUUUGGUUUAUCUACUUCAUAUAUUUCUGUAAAAGUGCUUGAUUGUGAUACAAUAACUCAGGCCAAGGAGAAAAUUUUAGAUGGAAUCUAUAAAAAUAAGCCAUAUUCAAAACAAAUUAAAUCUACACAGUUAGAUUUAAAGAGAUUAGAUGAACAACGAGUUAUCGCACAAAACCCUGAAAAUGAACUAUUUACUGGUCAAACUUUAACGGAUUGGGACGUAAAGAUUCGUUCGAAUUCAUCAAAUUCCACUGAUCAUGACAAGUUACCAUUCCGAUUGAACUGUAUUGCAGAUUAUCAUCUCAAAGACAAUGCACAUGUUGCACUGGUUACUUGCGAAUUUACUAAAUCCAAUCAUAGUCAAUCCAUAUCGAAUGCAUUGCAAUCUAAUGCUUUUCAACUUCAAUCAACAGUAGCUCAAAAUUCAUGUUUUUCCGUGGAUGAAUUUGUUCAUAUACCUCCUAUGUCUCGUCCACUACCACCAAUCUCUCCUACUGGUACUACAAAGUCAGUCAAAAAUAAUACUGACCAGCUAAUAAGUAUCACAAACCCUUUACUUAAUGCUCAUAUCAGCAGUGAUCAAUUAUAUCUGUCGAAAUUUUCUACUCCAUCUGAUGAACCUUUUUGUUUUCGUCCAGUCGGAACUCCUGAUCCUAAACUUUGGUAUCAUAUAGAGUGGACAGGCAACCAUAAUGACAAUAUCAUGAAUCCUAGUGGAACCAUCAAGAAAUCCAUUAAACGUCUAGAUAAAAGAUCUGAUAAAUUAGAGCGUUUGUUAUGCACAUGCAUUCAUAAAGUUGACGAUUCCCAUGCAAAUAAUUCUUUGGGUAAUAAAGGCGAUAUUUCUACACGUGAUUUUAAUCAAAAUGAAGUGACCAAAAUGUGUUCAGAAUGUACAACACGUCACCCUCUUUUAUCGCCUUCUGAGGUAAAUUCUUUAAAGAACCAUGCUACCUUACUAUCGGUCAAUAAAUCAAAACGCUUUAAAAAGGGGAAGAAACAUCAUCACAAUUGCCUGGAUUAUAGGAGGGAUACAUCAGAGCUUUCAGUUUUCAAAGGUGAAAAAAUGCAUUAA